ACUGAGGCCCGGCCCGGGCGGGGACCGCUCCUAAACAGCCUAGCGUGCCGGAAGCUGCGGUAAACGGGGGCCUAACGAUCGCGGAGGUCGAGCUCAGCUUCCCGCGCGCUCACGUGACCCUUCGAUUGUCACGCGGGCGCCGCUCACCUGACCGGGGUCUCACGUGGGCUCAGCCUGCAUUGAGGGCGCUUGCCGGUGGGCCAUGGCAGGCUGCAGGCUCUGGGUUUCGCUGCUGCUGGCGGCGGCGUUGGCUUGCUUGGCCACGGCGGUGUGGCCCUGGCCCCAGUACAUCCAAACCUACCACCGGCGCUACCCCCUGUACCCCAACAACUUCCAGUUCCGGUACCAUGCCGGUUCGGCCGCGCAGGCGGGCUGCGUCGUCCUCGACGAGGCCUUUCGACGCUACCGUAACCUGCUCUUCGGUUCCGGCUCUUGGCCCCGACCCAGGUUCUCAAGUCAUCAUGGGCGGACAGAGACCCUUUCUCAAAACAAGCAAACAAAGAAACUCUCCACUCGAAAACAGCAGACUUUGGGGAAGAACGUUCUGGUUGUCGCCGUCGUCACAGCUGAAUGUAACGAGUUUCCUAACUUGGAGUCGGUAGAAAACUACACCCUAACCAUAAAUGAUGACCAGUGUUUACUCGCCUCUGAGACUGUCUGGGGCGCACUCCGAGGUCUGGAGACUUUCAGUCAGCUCGUUUGGAAAUCAGCUGAGGGAACAUUCUUUAUCAACAAGACGAAGGUUAAAGAUUUUCCCCGCUUUCCUCACCGGGGCGUACUGUUGGAUACAUCUCGCCAUUACCUGCCAUUGUCUAGCAUCCUGGACACACUGGACGUCAUGGCAUACAAUAAAUUCAACGUGUUCCACUGGCACCUGGUAGACGACUCUUCCUUCCCAUAUGAGAGCUUCACUUUCCCGGUGCUCACCAGAAAGGGGUCCUACAACCCUGUCACCCACAUCUACACAUCACAGGAUGUGAAGGAGGUCAUUGAAUAUGCACGGCUUCGGGGUAUCCGUGUGCUGGCAGAAUUUGACACUCCUGGUCACACUUUGUCCUGGGGGCCAGGUGUCCCUGGGUUAUUAACUCCUUGCUAUUCUGGAUCCCAUCCCUCUGGCACCUUUGGACCUGUGAACCCCAGUCUCAACAGUACUUAUGACUUCAUGAGCACAUUCUUCUUGGAGAUCAGCUCUGUCUUCCCGGACUUUUAUCUUCACCUGGGAGGAGAUGAAGUAGACUUCACCUGCUGGAGAUCCAACCCCAAUAUCCAGGCCUUCAUGAAGAAAAAGGGCUUUACUGACUUUAAGCAGCUGGAGUCCUUCUACAUCCAGACGCUGCUGAACAUCGUCUCUGAUUAUGACAAGGGCUAUGUGGUGUGGCAGGAAGUGUUUGAUAAUAAAGUGAAGAUUCGACCAGACACAAUCGUACAGGUGUGGCGGGAAGAGGUACCGGUAGAGUACAUGAAGGAGAUGGAACAGAUCACUAAGGCCGGCUUCCGGGCCCUGCUCUCUGCUCCCUGGUACCUGAACCGUGUAACAUAUGGCCCUGACUGGAAGGACAUGUACAAAGUGGAGCCCCUGGCAUUUCAUGGUACCCCUGAACAGAAGGCUCUAGUUAUUGGAGGGGAGGCCUGUAUGUGGGGAGAGUAUGUGGACAGCACAAACCUGGUCCCCAGGCUCUGGCCGAGAGCCGGUGCUAUUGCCGAGAGACUGUGGAGCAGCAACCUGACAACUGAUAUGGACUUUGCCUUUAGUCGUUUGUCGCAUUUCCGCUGUGAGCUGCUGAGGCGAGGGGUCCAGGCCCAGCCCAUCAGUAUAGGCUACUGUGAGCAGGAGUUUGAGCAGCCGUGACCAACAGCACUGAGCACCCAGGAGAAUGCUGGCCCUAAGAGAACAGUCACGGAGCCAGGCUUACACUGUCUACCGGCCAGGGGAUAGAGAGAGCCCCUUGCCCCUGUGCCCCUGUGCCCCUGUGACUAGAGAGGAGGAGGAUGGUGCUGGCACUGGUGUUGAAUAAAGAGUGAUGUGGCAUUUUUCUCUAA
Alexandromys fortis (reed vole) is the source of this 2040-nucleotide messenger RNA. RefSeq names its product hexosaminidase subunit alpha (gene Hexa). Gene Ontology annotation, biological process: ganglioside catabolic process; carbohydrate metabolic process; glycosaminoglycan metabolic process. Gene Ontology annotation, molecular function: beta-N-acetylhexosaminidase activity. Lineage: Eukaryota; Metazoa; Chordata; Mammalia; Rodentia; Cricetidae. The coding region runs from base 203 to 1849 and encodes 548 amino acids. The transcript is spliced from 15 exons. The record is from RefSeq and is a predicted model, not a curated record. Gene Ontology annotation, cellular component: lysosome; membrane.